CUGAUCAUCUUCAUCGCAGAGAUUGCAGGCGCUGUCGUAGCUCUCGUCUAUUCCUCUGUGGCACAAAGUUUCCUGCAGUCUGUCCUUACUCCGGUCCUGCAGACUCAGUACGGUGACAAGCAAGAUGUUACCUCGAGCUGGAACAACACCAUGAAGGAUUUAAAGUGCUGCGGGCUCAACAACUACACAGAUUUCAACAAUUCAUACUAUGUGAAGAACAAAGGAGUUUACCCAGAAGCAUGCUGCAAUUUCAACACCACCUCCUCCUGUACAGAGAAUUUCGCCCACACCUCUAAAGUCCCAGGCUGUUUCAAUCAGAUUUUGGACUUGUUGAAGAAAAAAUGCAGCCAUUGUGGGAGGUGUUGCAGCUGGAAUUGGUGCCUUGGAGCUGGCAGCAAUGGUGGUGUCCAUGUACCUGUACUGCAAGAUAGACAAGCACGGUGCCAUCCACUA
Molecule: messenger RNA, 453 nt
Organism: Staurois parvus
Lineage: Eukaryota; Metazoa; Chordata; Amphibia; Anura; Ranidae
Source: the annotation of a GenBank genome assembly